Lentinula edodes (shiitake mushroom) is the source of this 444-nucleotide messenger RNA. RefSeq lists its product as uncharacterized. NCBI's taxonomy places the organism in Eukaryota, Fungi, Basidiomycota, Agaricomycetes, Agaricales, Omphalotaceae. The transcript has 2 exons. The record is from RefSeq and is a predicted model, not a curated record. The coding region runs from base 1 to 444 and encodes 147 amino acids.
AUGACAUCCAAAGUUCCAGCUAGUACAUCCAGCACCUCUCUCGUAUCUAACGCGAACACCAUCUCUUCGAGGGUGCCUUUGAAUCCCCGCCAGACACCACAGAAAGAUUACGCAGCCGCGUUCGGGGACCUUCAAUCCCGAUACGGUGUUGCUGCUAGCCAUAACCCUAUCUCCACCCCCGUGGUGAAGAAGAAGCAGGCGAAAGACUCCACACAGGCAUUGGCGGCCCAGAGCGCACCAGGAACGUCGGAGGGGGCACCUAGUGAUGGCUCGACUGGCCGUUUCGAUGGUCCUUCACCAGAUGGGCUGAAGAACAAGAAACGUGGUAUCUCGAGGUUUUUUCCUUGGAUAGGUUUGAUCAUUUUCAUGCACGCCGUUUUGGAUGAAUUGAACGGCGCUUGCGCUACUACUGAUCAGCUACUGAUCAUGAUUGGAGGAUUUUAG